AUUCCUCCGGUUAGAAAAAAUAUAAUACAAAUGAAUAACCGCGCACGCUCCUACAGCUGUUAAAGAGGGUCUAACAAAGCGUGGAGAAAUAGACCAUGUGAAGGCGUCUUACAAAAUAUCUUCGUGCAGGAACAAGUGAAAGUUUAGGCUCUGAGCAAGAAAUGUCUACAGAAGAGAAGCCUGAAGCUCCAAUGUAUGUGUAUGAGUCGACGGUGCAUUGUGCCAACAUCCUUCUGUGCCUGAAUGAACAGCGGAAGCAGGACGUCCUGUGUGAUGUGACUGUGUUGGUGGAAGGGAGGGAGAUCCGUGCUCACAGGGCAGUGCUGGCAGCCUGUAGCCAGUAUUUCUCCCUGCUCCUCAGAGGCCAGAUAGAACAUGAGCCGGUCAUCAGCCUGCCACAGAAGAUCACAGAGAGCGGCUUUGCCCCACUGUUGCAGUUUGCCUACACAGCCAAACUGUUACUCAACAGGGACAACAUCCAGGAAGUCAUGCACUGUGCAGAAUUCCUAGGCGUGUAUAACCUGGAAGACUCCUGCUUCCGCUUUCUACAGGCCCAGAUGAAAAGUGAGGUUGACGGCAUGCACAACAGCCAGAACCCCUCAUCACCACAUGCACUGGGCCAGAACCAUCACAGAACAAAGACGGCAAACAGGCGACCAAAUUAUUCCAAACCACCACUGUUUGAAUCAGGGCUGCACUCUCGCAAACUCAGCUCUUCCAAGGACAGAGAGCAAUUCCAUGUCCCCAACAAUUUGCAUGAAUCAGACCAAGCUCCUUCCUUUGACUUCCCUCAUUAUCCCAAAUAUAGAAAUUGCCAUCAGGUUUAUGCCAAGCACAAUGUAACCUCCUCGCCAAAUAGCAGUAUCUUAAGCUUACACGGCUCGAUGCAAGUCACCAGUGGUGAUGCCCAGGGCCUGCAUCUCUCCAAGGUGAAAACAGAACCAGUCGGUGGGGAGGAAUGUUUACCACUGGACCUGUCUGAGGUGGAAAUGGAUGGUCUGGUCAGGGGUCAAGGGGCUGACAUGGAAAUGGACAUGGAAAUGGAGUUAGAUGGCCGGCAGCUAAGUUCAACACCCACUGAACUGCCUCCAAUUAAAUGUUUACCUGUGUGCCUGCGCUCCCUUGUUAAAAAGGAAGUAACAACUUUAAAUCAGUGUCUUACCUCUGAUGUGCAACUUGCCAACAGAACCUCUCAUAUUCAAAACAUUCAAGUUGCUCAGGGUGACUUUCAAAAUAACUAUCAGGAUUUUGUAGGGGGACUUGAUGUGACUUCCUCAAAGAAGGUUCAGAAAUUAACAGAUGGAGUGUCCUUCAAGUCCAUGUACUUUGAAAGGAUCUUUUCAACACAAGUUGAGCAGGAGAGUGACCGAAGGAGUGUAAUCUUUUCCUCUCGGGCCUCCAACCAUCUGACAUCACCAGUUCAUUCCUACCCUGGUGAGAUCUCUCUGGGGCAGGAGAUCCCGGAAGACCUAUGGACAGGUUCCAGUCAGUCAUUCACCUGUUCCCAAACACGAUCCCCUACUUCUGUCUCUCAAGAGCCUCCAUUGUCCUACCGCUGUCGCCCAAAGAGCAGCUGUCCAGUGCCCAUUAAAAUGUGCCCCCAGUCCGCUCACACUGAGAGUCACAUCAGAAAUUCUAGUUCUUGCUCUUCCUACUCUUAUGCUGAGGAUGGCAGCGGUGGUUCUCCAUCCAGCCUUCCCCAGUUUGAACUCUCUACCUCUCCUUGUUCAACUAUGGCGCGAUGUCUUGCUCUCGAACACCAGGAGCACAGCUUGUCGGGGCCACCAAAGAUUAAGUACGAGAAGUCGUAUGACACUAAUUACAGUGAUGAGUCUGGAUCCUUCUCAGAUGGAGAUAGUGAAUCAUGUGCUACCAAAGAGCGCAGGCAAGAGGUGAAGCUGCCUUUCUCAGUGGAUCAGAUCAUAAAGCUUCCACGGAACGACUUUCAGCUGAUGAUAAAGAUGCAUAAACUAACCUCUGAUCAGCUAGACUUCAUCCACGACAUGCGACGGCGCACUAAAAACCGCAUCGCAGCUCAGCGCUGCCGAAAAAGAAAGCUGGACUGCAUUCAAAGCCUUGAGUGUGAGAUUCACAAACUGGUCUGUGAACGACAGAAGCUCCUAACUGAACGAAAUCAGUUGAAGGCCUGUAUGGGAGAGCUCUGGGAAAACUUCUCGAUUCUGUCUCAGGAGGUCUGUAGGGAGGAACAACGGAGUCCAGGCCAGACUCAAUCUCAGUAUCAUCUACAUCCAGACCCUGUUUCGUUCAGUUCAACCAGUACAGACCUUAGAAUCUCUCCCAGUCCCACCAGUACAGACGUCACUCUCACCUCGCAUGGCAGCAUGGUGUCAUCCCAAUACUUCUCUGACUGCCAGGCCAUGGCUGAGUUGCCAAGCCCACACCUAAGAGUGACCAGAGAAGCUGUGCUGCCCCAGGACAGUCUCACCUCGUUGAGGUCAGAUCCCUUGCUCCAGACAGCCAACUCGAGUGUGACUAUUGAUUUCUGCCAGGAAAUGACUGAGAAAUGCACGACAGAAGAGCAACCCAAGAGGAACUGAAUACAUCAACCUGGAUUUGUAUAUUUAAUGAGAUUGUUCACCCGUAAUGAAUAUUUUGUCAUCAUUUACUUAUCUUCAUGUUGUUCUAAACAUAUAAUUUUCUUUCCUAACCUCAGUCACCAUUCACUUUUUUGUAAAGAAAAAAGAGGACUGAGGCUGGCAUUCUGCAUAUCCUUUUGUGAUGCACGGAAGACUGAAAGUCAUGUUUGGAUGAACA
This is a messenger RNA of Xyrauchen texanus (razorback sucker), 2775 nucleotides long. Its product is annotated as transcription regulator protein BACH2-like. Bases 162 to 2558 code for a protein of 798 amino acids. Gene Ontology annotation, molecular function: RNA polymerase II cis-regulatory region sequence-specific DNA binding; DNA-binding transcription factor activity, RNA polymerase II-specific; protein binding. Gene Ontology annotation, biological process: regulation of transcription by RNA polymerase II. The transcript is spliced from 5 exons. The record is from RefSeq and is a predicted model, not a curated record. Lineage: Eukaryota; Metazoa; Chordata; Actinopteri; Cypriniformes; Catostomidae.